AAUAAAUCUCAAAUCUUCUUCUGCUCAACAAACCGUUAACCAACCAAAACUCACUCACUCUCUUUCUAUCUAUCUAUCCCUCUUUAUCUCUCUAAAUUCUGAACGAAUUUUCAGUCUAGUUUUAUUAAGCUGAAUUCAUCACACCCUUAAUUAAUUAUCAGAUUGUAGAAGAAAAUUUCUUGGGACAAAGUGAUUGGCUUGAGCUUUGGAGUAGUGGAGUACCAUGUUCUGAUGGUGUUGCAUGGUUCAGUCUUAUGAUGGCCACAGCUGCUGUCGUUGGGCUUAAUGCUGGCAAAAGGCUUUUGAGCUCCUCUUUCUAUUAUUCUGAUUUCACCGAAAAGCUCUCUUAUUCCGGCGAACAAUAUCAGAUUGCUCCCACUAAAAACGUAAUUGUCGCCAAAAAAACAACUAAUUUUAAUCACAGAGGAUCAUCAAUCAAGGCACUUAGGGAGUGUAUAGAUGGUACUACAAUUCCUCCUAUUGCUGAGCCAUGGAUUCCGAGAUCUUCUCCUUUAGAAGAGGAAACUUUGGAUCCUGAAACUCCAUUGGAAGCUCUCCUUUUGCUUCAGAAGUCGAUGCUUGAAAAUCAGUUAGAGUUAUCCUUUGAACGCCCUGGCAUUAAUGAUAUGUUUAGGGAGAACACUUGUAAGGAAUCACAUGUCACAUCGUCAGGAACUCCAGCUCGAGUACGAAGGAUAAAUGCUAAGAAGAGAAGUCAGGUUGAAAGCAAACGAGAGAUACCUCCAGUUGUUACUGUAAGUCCUGAGCUUCUUCAGAAUCGUUCGAUAGGGUAUGUCAGAGGUAUGACAAGUGAUGUAUUGCUGACUCAUGCCCAAGUUGUCAAUUUAUCUCGAAAGAUCGAAGCUGGUCUAUCCUUGGAGGAGCAUAAAUCAAGACUGAAAGAAAAACUAGGGUGUGAACCUUCUGACGAGCAACUUGCGAAUUCCUUAAAGAUGAACCGCGCUGAAGUAAGAUCCAAAAUAAUUGAGUGUUCGCUGGCCAGAGAAAAGUUGGCUAUGAGCAAUGUACGCUUGGUCAUGUCAAUUGCUCAAAGGUAUGAGAACAUGGGUGCUGACAUGGCUGACCUUGUUCAGGGCGGACUGAUUGGACUACUUCGUGGAAUUGAGAAGUUUGAUUCCUCCAAAGGGUUCAAAAUUUCAACAUAUGUUUACUGGUGGAUACGUCAAGGUGUUUCUAGAGCACUAGUUGAAAAUUCAAGAACUUUGAGGUUACCUACUCAUCUUCAUGAAAGAUUAAGUUUAAUUCGCAGCGCGAAAACUAAACUUGAAGAGAAAGGGAUAACUCCUACGGUUGAUAAAAUAGCUGAAUCUCUGAACAUGUCUCAUAAAAAAGUUAAGAAUGCAACAGAGGCUGUCAGAUCUGUCUUAUCAUUUGACAGGGAACCCUUCCCCUCUUUGAAUGGUCUUCCAGGAGAGACAUAUCAUAGUUAUAUCGCGGACAAUCGUCUUGAGAAUAAUCCGUGGCAUUGUGUAGAUGAAUGGGCACUCAAGCAAGAUGUAAGCAAUCUUAUAGAUACCACACUCAGGGAACGAGAGAAAGAUAUAAUACGCCUUUAUUAUGGUCUGGAUGAUGAAUCUCUGACUUGGGAAGAAAUUAGCAAAAGGAUUGGUUUGUCAAGAGAAAGAGUCCGGCAGGUUGGGCUAGUGGCGUUAGAGAAACUAAAACAUGCUGCGAGAAAGAGAAGGAUGGAAGCCUUGCUGGUGAAACACUAGUAUGACAUACGGUUCGUAGUCUUUUGUAGAGCUUAUCGACCUGUGUAUAUAUAUAUAACAGAACAGAACAGAACAGAACAGAAACGAACAGUACAUUCACUUGCUUACAGUAAGUACAAGUUUUUAUCAGGGGCGGCCUACCUUUAAACUUUAUUUAUUAUUAUAUCCACUGUUUCUGAGAUUAAGGAAGAUCGUUGUAUAGUUUUAUGUAAGGAUCACAACACAAUUACUUGCGCAUUAUGUAUUAAUACAAGUUUGAAUUUUGAUCAGACAUUUCUUUUUCUAAUAAAAGGGCGCAUAUGAUGUCUAUGUACUUUUUUUUUCCA
This is a messenger RNA of Spinacia oleracea (spinach), 2059 nucleotides long. RefSeq names its product RNA polymerase sigma factor sigA. Gene Ontology annotation, molecular function: DNA-binding transcription factor activity. Bases 255 to 1733 code for a protein of 492 amino acids. The transcript is spliced from 10 exons. Gene Ontology annotation, biological process: regulation of DNA-templated transcription; DNA-templated transcription initiation. Lineage: Eukaryota; Viridiplantae; Streptophyta; Magnoliopsida; Caryophyllales; Amaranthaceae. The record is from RefSeq and is a predicted model, not a curated record.